AUGGAUGGUGAACUAUGGCGGAAAGAUGUUGAUAUGGGCAAGUAUGGAGGAGAUCCUCUGGCCAGCGUCGAUGUGGGCUGCACGACCAUCGAAGAAAGUCUCAAUAUACCCUCCGCAAGUCCUCCCUCCACGAUUGUCUCUCCUUCACCGGCUGAUAGUCCCGCGAAUGGCCUACCUGAAGGAGCCGUUCUAGUCGUAUGGGCACCCGGAGAUCCUGAUAACCCCCAGAAUUGGUCAAUCGCCUGGAAAUGGACAAUCACCAUCUUCUGUUCCGUUUUGACCCUUAAUGUCACAAUCGCCUCGUCUGGCCCCUCAUCAGCUACUGAAGCUAUCAUGAGUGAAUUCCAAGUAUCAGAGGUGGUUGCAACCUUAGUGACCUCACUGUUCUUGUGUGGCUAUGUUGCAGGGCCGAUAAUUUGGGCACCGCUAUCCGAGAUGAUCGGGCGCCGUGAUGUUUUUAUUGGGACUAUGGGAUUCUUUUUCAUCCUUCAAGUGCCCAUAGCGGCCCCAGAUUCAAACCUGGCGACCAUCAUGACGUUCCGGUUCCUAACUGGGCUCUUUGCCUCGGCACCGGUAUCUAAUUCGGGUGGGGUAGUAGCUGAUAUUUGGGACGCGGUUCAUAGAAAUGAUGCCAUCUCCUUGUUCACAGCCUCAGUCUUCCUCGGUCCUGUGAUUGGGCCAGUUGUAGCUAGCUUCAUUGUCGAAUCCUCUCUUGGAUACCGAUGGAUUUUCUGGGUCUUGAUGAUCGCGAGUGGCGCCACUUGGCUGGGAUCCCUGUUUUUGUUGCCAGAAACUUACUCGCCAAUCUUGCUCUCACGCAAAGCGAAGAAGCUGCGCAAAGAAACUGGGGAUUCAAAGUAUUACUCUGCUCACGAAAAGUCUGACUAUUCUGUCAAAGCGAUCUUUCGACGAACGAUCCUUCGGCCUUUCGAAAUGCUGUUCACAGAGUCUAUUCUUCUUUUUGUAACUGUCUACCUCGCUUUGGUAUAUGGACUACUCUAUGGUCUCUUCGAGGCAUUUCCAGUCAUUUGGGGCGAAAUUCGAGGAUUCACUCCAUGGCAAACAAGUUUAGUCUUCAUAGGGGUCGGGAUUGGAUCACUACUCGGUGCACUUUUGAAUAUCUACCUUGCCCGGCCAAUGGUAAGAGUAGUUGAAAAGUGGCACGGCCAUCCGCCUUGCGAAAUGAAUCUUUACGGAGCCAUGGCUUCCGGCCCUCUACUUGUUAUUGGAAUAUUGUGGCUUGGUUGGACGGGAGCAUAUGCGGCGGUCCCAUGGUGGGUGCCCGCACUCCCGACAGUCUUGCUGGGAAUCACAUUCACAUCGGUGUUUAUUUCAUUCCAGUCGUAUCUGGUUGAUGUCUACCUGAUGUAUGCCGCAUCAGCUUUGGCUGCAACAACCAUCUUUCGCUCUGCCGUAGGCGCCGCCUUUCCCCUGUUCAUGCGACAAAUGCUCCAUGGGAUGGGAACUCAAUGGGCCUGCACAUUGAUUGGUUGCUUUUCCCUGGUGCUCUUACCGAUUCCAUUUAUCUUUUACAAACAUGGAGCCAAGCUUAGGGUCGGCUCCCACUUCGCCCCGGCUCUGGACGUAAAAAUGAGAGCAAGAGUUGCCGAAGAAGAGGCAGAAGAAAACUCUAAGACUAUAGAGAAACAAGUCUAGUCUGGAAUUGUGCCUAGACACAAAC
This is a messenger RNA of Puccinia graminis f. sp. tritici CRL 75-36-700-3, 1681 nucleotides long. RefSeq lists its product as uncharacterized. Gene Ontology annotation, molecular function: transmembrane transporter activity. Bases 1 to 1656 code for a protein of 551 amino acids. Gene Ontology annotation, biological process: transmembrane transport. The transcript has 11 exons. The record is from RefSeq and is a predicted model, not a curated record. NCBI's taxonomy places the organism in Eukaryota, Fungi, Basidiomycota, Pucciniomycetes, Pucciniales, Pucciniaceae.